AAAGAGGGGACAGCAAGAGCUCAGACCACCCUGGAGGUGCCUGGGCGCUUAUCUUCACCACGUCCAAGAAUCCACCCCAUUCUUUGAUCUUAACCCUCUUUUGGGGAUGGGGAAACUGAGGCACAGAGGCAGCAGGAGGGGGAAGGAGCCGCAAGAGGGGGCAGAGCUAGUUUUUAAGCAGGGUCACUUGCUCUCUCAGGGACUCAGCCUCCUAACCUGUGAAAUGGCCCCGUUGGCCAUCCUUCCCCAGAACAGUCACGAUCACCAUCACUAAGGGCCAUUAAGCCCUCACAGAAGGCUUGAUUGCCCCACCGCUUGCUCACAGCCGCUUCCGAGGCAGGACUGUGACUGUUCCCUUUUACAGAGGAGGAAAGGGAGGGAGGGAGGCCCAGGUGACUUGACGAGGUUGCAGGGCCAGCGGGCGGAGAGCUGGCCUCAUGCCCACUGUGUCACUGCAGCGUCCACACCUCCCCACCGGGCCAUGGUGCCUCCGGGGGCACUGAGUUCUGCCUUCUCGGUGGAGCCGUUUGAAGCCUGCCCGUGACUGCCCACCGGAGCUCUACGAAGUUAGCCUGGGGUAGAAGAAGACUUUUCUAUUUCUUUUCGGAUAAAUUAUUAAACUUUUCCAUCAAUCCUUCGGUUGAAAUGGAUGCUCAGGGAAGAUGUACCGUGUGUAUCCAGGGGCUCCCCGGGCCUCCCGGGGCACAUGUAAGGGGAGCCCUUCUGGGCCCCGCACGAGGGGUGGGGAUGGCCUGGAAGAUGCCCGUGGGGAGGGAGCUCUUGCCGGUGACACGCCCCAGCCGUCUUGGCGGAGGCUCCUGGAACUUCUGGCAGCCAGCUCUGGGUGCUGUCCAGGUUUCUGGGUCCUUGGAGGGCAGGAGACGUGGCUGAGUCUCCGCCCCUGUUUUCUGACCUCUCAAAUGGGCCACGUCAGGAGCCGGUUGUCCUGAGGCUCAGAGGGAACAGUGUGGACACGCAGUAGGGCAAGGAUGGGGCUGAACUUAGUAGUGACUCUGGAGCCCCCACCCCGACUUCCCCGGCCCCCGGCUGUGUGACCUGGACCUGCUAGCCAGCCUUGCUGGCCAUCUCUGUGCCUCGGUUUCCCCAUCUGUAAGACACAGACAAUGUUAUCACCUGCUCAUUGGAUUUCUGGGAGGAUCAAAUGAGUUAAUCCACACUGAGCCCCAAUACAAGAUGUGGCACCUUUAUAAGUGUGUUUCUCAGCGUCGGUUCGACCCAUGGACCCUGGGAGAGUGUGAAGAGCAGACUUGGGCGUGACCCAUUCCUUCCCUUGCGGAGGGCAGCCGUUCACCCUUCACUGACCCUGGACAGGGUGUUGGAAGGAGCCCAUGCCGGAAUCCCCGAGAGGUGGCGUCGGGACGGUGUGCCUGGGCCGCCCUGCCCAGCAGCAGAGCAUGUCCCAGCUGGACUUGGAGGAGUUGGCCGAAAUAGAGCUGCAGAGAGAUGAAGAGGAAGCAGCUGCUCUGCACAUAGUGAGGAGGCCAUCGGCAGCGCCCGCAGCUGCCCAGGACCCUGCGCUGAGCAUGAAUCACCCCUUCUACGACGUGGCCAGGCACGGCAUCCUGCAGGUGGCAGGGGAGGACCGCUUUGGAAGACGAGUCAUCACCUUCAGCUGCUGUCGGAUGCCCCCCUCCCACGAGCUCAACCAUAGGCGUCUGCUGGAGUACUUGAAGUACACUCUGGACCAGUACGUGGAGAGCGAUUACACCGUCGUCUACUUCCAUUAUGGGCUGAACAGCCGGAACAAGCCGUCGCUGGGCUGGCUGCAGAGUGCCUACAAGGAGUUUGACAGGAGGUACAAGAAGAACUUGAAGGCGUUGUACGUCGUGCACCCCACCAACUUCAUCAAAGUCCUGUGGACCAUCUUCAAACCGCUCAUCAGUCAUAAGUUUGGGAAAAAAGUCAUCUAUCUCAACGGCUUGAGCGAGCUCCGCGAACACCUCAAGUACGACCAGCUGAUCGUCCCCCCGGAGGUUCUGCGGUAUGAUGAGAAGCUCCGGAACCUGCACGAGGGCAGGUCGCCCUCUCCUGCCAAGAUGCCGCCGCCGCGGCCCCCUCUGCCCACCCAGCAGUUUGGCGUCAGUCUGCAAUACCUCAAGGACAAAAAUCAAGGGGAGCUCAUCCCUCCUGUGCUGAGGUUCACGGUGACGUACCUGAGAGAGAAAGGACUCCGCACUGAGGGCCUGUUCCGGAGAUCGGCCAGCGUCCACACCAUCCGCGAGAUUCAGCGGCUCUACAAUCAAGGGAAGCCAGUGAACUUUGAUGACUAUGGAGACAUCCACGUCCCCGCCGUGAUCCUGAAGACCUUCCUGCGAGAGCUGCCCCAACCGCUGCUGACCUUCAGGGCCUAUGAGCAGAUUCUCGGGAUCACCAGUGUGGAGAGCAGCCUGCGGGUGACCCGCUGCCGCCAGAUCCUGCAGAGCCUUCCAGAACACAACCGCGCUGUCCUCAGCUACCUCAUGGGCUUCCUGCACGAGGUGUCCCGGGAGUGCAUUUUUAACAGAAUGAACAGCUCCAACCUGGCAUGCGUCUUUGGGCUGAAUUUAAUCUGGCCGUCUCAGGGGGCAUCCUCCCUGAGCGCCCUCGUGCCUCUGAACCUGUUCACCGAACUGCUGAUCGAGUACUACGAGAAGGUCUUCAGCACCCCUGAGGCACCUGAGGCCCAUGGGGAGCUCAGCACCGGCACCCAAUGCAGGUGAGCGGGGCGGACCCUUCACCAGAGGCAGUGCCAGACCCUCUCGGGGGCCCCACCUUGCCCCCCAUGCCUCCGCAGCCCCUGACGGUGGCCUGGACACUCUGCUAGGGCAAGAAAUGCCACAUCAAAGGUGUGUGUGUGUGUGUGUGUGUCCCUGCGCCCACUCUCACGCUCCUUGUGCUUUGUGAACUUGCCAUUAAACUUACAGCAAACCUUCCAGCAA
Messenger RNA from Mustela erminea (ermine), 2939 nucleotides. RefSeq names its product Rho GTPase activating protein 8 (gene ARHGAP8). Gene Ontology annotation, biological process: small GTPase-mediated signal transduction; negative regulation of endocytic recycling. Lineage: Eukaryota; Metazoa; Chordata; Mammalia; Carnivora; Mustelidae. Gene Ontology annotation, molecular function: GTPase activator activity. Gene Ontology annotation, cellular component: cytoplasm. Bases 1350 to 2720 code for a protein of 456 amino acids. The transcript has 13 exons. The record is from RefSeq and is a predicted model, not a curated record.